UUCACUAUUUCAAAAUAAUAAUUUUUCCAGUUAAUAAAUAACUUAGGAGACGGAAAAGUGGGAAGCAUCAAUAGUAUCGUUAUAAAGUAAUUUCGUAAUUGAUGCCGAGAGAAAUGGAACAAUCAAGUCAACAGACUGAUCGAAAUCAAUUGGCAAAUUACCAAUUCUCUGCUGACGAAAUAAGAGUAUUGCGCGAAUGUAACUCUGAAUCUUUCUUUCAACGUUCUCUGCCUUUAGGAACUUCAUUGGGGGUUGGCGCAUAUUUGGCGGUGAAGAAUGGUUUUUUACAACCAAAUUAUAAAUAUGGCGCGGUGCCCAAAGUAGUCGUGGGUGUGAUAAUAGGAUAUUUCGUUGGAAAAUUUAGUUACCAGCAAAAGUGCGCGGAAAAGCUAAUGCGGUUACCUAAUUCAAAACUGGGAGAAUUGUUAAGCCAACGUCAACGCGAUGGAAGCGUUAUUAGUAGGCUUAAUCCAGACCAAGGUAUUGGAAUAGGACUAACCUUGUCACCAUUUAAUUCAACUGGAACAAGUGACGAACAAAUCCAAGAAUUCCCUCGUGCUAGUGCCCUCAAUUUAGAUUUGGAAAACCGUCCUUCAAUUACUGGCCUUGACGACAUUUAUCGCCCCUCAUUAGAUAAUACACCUUUCUACGAAACGCAAUUGCCUAUCAAAGCUAAGCAAGGCACAAGUUACGAAGAGUUACGAAAAAAAAAUCGGGAAGAAUAUGAGAAAAAGCAGCAAGACACAUUUUCUCGGCCUCUGCCCGCAAAUGCACCAAUAGUUAUUCGGGAGAAUGAAGCCAUUAAAACGACUUUUGGAGCCGAUUCUAGUCACAAAAAUAAAUAUGGAGACACAUGGACGGAUUAAUUAUAUUUGUCUGCUAAAAAAGUAGUUUUUUUUAUUAAAGUGUUAAUGCUGAUAUAUAUAUACUGUGUAAUUGUUAAA
This is a messenger RNA of Bactrocera tryoni, 944 nucleotides long. It is a transcript of the gene asrij, whose product is annotated as OCIA domain-containing protein 1. The record is from RefSeq and is a predicted model, not a curated record. The transcript is spliced from 4 exons. The coding region runs from base 102 to 866 and encodes 254 amino acids. Lineage: Eukaryota; Metazoa; Arthropoda; Insecta; Diptera; Tephritidae. Gene Ontology annotation, cellular component: endosome.